Molecule: messenger RNA, 3589 nt
Organism: Engraulis encrasicolus (European anchovy)
Lineage: Eukaryota; Metazoa; Chordata; Actinopteri; Clupeiformes; Engraulidae
Gene: anos1b
Product: anosmin 1b
Exons: 14
Coding region: 139-2142 (667 amino acids)
Biological process (GO): neuron differentiation
Cellular component (GO): cell surface; extracellular region
Molecular function (GO): protein binding; peptidase inhibitor activity
Source: RefSeq, a predicted model, not a curated record
GCGCGCGCGUAACAGAACAGCAGCGCAAACCUCGGGCUAACUACUCGAAAGGGAUUAACACGGGCAAAUUCUGACUUUCCACCACCCACAUCAAACAACAUAUACAUCAUUUCCAAGAAUUGUCAGUGAGUUUCAAAGAUGUCCUUCUGGCAGCUUGCCAUUGUCCUUGUGUGGUACUUGACCGGAUUUGCGAUCGGACGCAGAGCUGGUGCUGAAGACGGCGACAUUCUAUCGAAAACUAACAGCGCGCGAUGCACCUCACGAUGUCUGACUCUCCACAUGACACAACUGACGGCUUCAUUCAAACAUCUUCAGAGUGAUGGUGUUCUGGGCUGGUGUGAGAGCCAUCGGCGAUGUGCACAGUGCCUACAACCAUGCAAGGAACUGUGGGAAACGGGACGUGGUCUUUCAGAGAAAUCCUGUGAGCACCAUGAGUGUGUGACCAGUGGGGAGUACGUGCUGUCUCUGCAGUCCCAGAAGCAGGGCGACUGCCCGUCUCCCCAAAGGGCCUCGGGCUUCGCGGCCGCCUGUGUGGAGAGCUGCGGCACAGAUAAGGAAUGCUCCGGCACCAAGAAGUGCUGCUCCAACGGCUGCGGACACACCUGCCAGACUCCAGCGAGCCUCUUCAAGGGUGUUCCGCUGAAGCCAAAGAAGGACAUGUCCUUCUCGGAAGACCUCUUGGGACAUCUGGAAGUGAAGUGGACGUCCAAGUUUAACGUGUCCAUCGAGCCCGUCCUGUACAUCCUUCAAAGGAGGUGGAACUACGGCAUUCACCCGAGUGAGGACGAGGCCUCGUCUUGGCAGACUAUCCUCAUGACCAUAGAGGAGCGAGCCGUGCUGAAGGACGUUCGACCCCACAGGUGGUACCAGUUCAGAGUGAGUGCGGUGAACAGCCAGGGCACCCGAGGCUUCACCACCCCCAGCAAGCACUUCUUCUCAUCCAGAGACCCCUUCCCGCCAGAGGCUCCGCAGAACCUGAGACGAGGCAACGUGACCGUGCGGCCGGACGGUCUGGUCAGCGUGACCCUGCUGUGGGACACCCCGGCAGAGGGCGACCUCCCCAUCCACCACUACCGGGUCAGCUGGAGCGCCCGAGGGGUCGCGCGCCCCGCACAGAGCCGCCGCGAGAACGCCAGGGUCACAGACGGGGCUGCGACAGAGUUCGAGCUCCAUGGACUACAGCCCAACCUUGUUCAUCAGGUCCAGGUGCAGGCCAUAGCCUACUGGGGGCAGAAACGCCUGAAGAGUCCCAGGGCCCAGCUAUCCUUCACAACCACGUCAACAGCUUCCUCCGCUGCCCCAGGCCAGGGCCACUUCACUGGGGAGUUCUCCAACGAGCUGCCCCUCUCCCCCCACUCCUCCUCCUCCUCCUCCUCCACGACGCCCAGUGUGGUCAGGCUGGAGGCGGCCGCGCCACACUACCACGACAACCAGCUGCAGGUCAAGGUCUUCUGGAAGAGCCAGCACCCAGAAGAGGCCCAGAAGGAUUCUACGUCUUACUUAUUAAGAUGGUAUCCUGAAGUAUGCACAAACAACGUCACCAAGAGGGAGAGGAAGGCCACGGUGCAGGGUACCCACUUCGUGAUCACAGGCCUGCUCUUCGCAUGCAAGUACCGGGUGGGAGUGAUGCCCCUAACCGGCGCUCCAGGGUCAGAGGCCGUUACCUCGGUAACCACCCCACAGUGCUCAGCCCUCAAAGGCAGAGGCAAGAAGUUCAUCCCUUGUGCAAGAGAUGGUGAGCACCACCCAGUGGUCAGGAAAGCACAGCUGCGGCCGGAGAAGCUCGGUGUGGACUUCCAGGCGGUGAACGGCUCUCUGCAGGCGGUCUUCAGCUGGCAAGUGUCCCAGGCCGCUCCGGGACAAGCACCAAUCACCGGCUUCCAGCUCUCCUGGGUGCAGGUCCCAAGCAGCAGCAGCGGCGGCAUCAGUGACGAAGAAAUCGCUGUUACCACAACAACGGACACCAUAGUCACCCAAACUAGGAUCCUGCCUCCAGACCAGUUCUCAUACAGUGUGGACGGGCUGCUGCCCGGCAGCGUCUACAAGGUGCAGGUCCAGGUGCUGUCAGCAGGGGGCAGCGGGCCCUCGGUGGCACGGACACUUCACUCUCCACAGCUCCCCUCCACCGACGGCCAGCUAUGAGACGCCUUCCACAUCGAUCUCCAACUCCCCUCAGUGCAGCUGCAGCUCCUGUUUGCCCUGUGAGAGUACCACUACAGCCCCUGUCCACUCCAUCCCCAACACACCUGGACUCCUCCCCGACUCCUGCUCCACCCACAGCACUCCACUGCAAUGCACCGCACGGCGCCUCGUCACACCUCAGACAGCAGGCCAGCACUCCACAUCAUACAGCUCAGCACUCCACUGCACCAUACAACAUCUCACUGCACCACGCCACGCCACACCACAGAAAGCAGACUAGCACUCCACAUCACACUGCACCACACCACAUAGAGCAGCCCAGCGCUGAUCACACACCACACCACACCAUACCGUAGAAAGCGGCCCAACACUGCACAUGACACUGCACCACACUACAUCGCACCACACCGCAGAUAGUGGCCCAAUACUCCAGCAACUAUGACUUUGCCAGUGGCAAGACCAUUUGCAUGAUAGACCCAGUGACUUUUAUAUGGAAAAAUCUAGAUAAUCCUGGACCUGAUACAACAUAUUCUGUCAGUUAAUAUAGUUAAUGUUUAAAAACUGCUAAGAAUCGUGUAGGUACUGUAUGAAUCAUUUAUGUUAUCUACAUUUAUGUUAUAUAUAAAUAUAUGUAAAAACUAAGUAGCACUGAUGUAUGUAGGUCUAUUGUGUGUCGAUGUCAUUGAUGUUUUCUUCAUAAAAAGAUUUUCUCCUUAUUUUUUAUGUGUAAAGCUUCCAUGUCAACCUCAGUAUUGUUUUUCUUUUCUUUUUGCUUUACAGGUAAAUAUCAUAAAUUAUUUUUUAUCACCACAUGUUUUUCAGUGAACUUCAAAAAAAGAAAAAGAAAAAAAAACAAUCCAAGAAAAGUCUUUGAACUCAUCCCUUAUUUAUUGUGAUGUACCAAGAGUGGAAUGUAUGAUUUUGCUCAAAAGUUGAGCAAGUGAUGUACAACUCAGUUCAUUGUAAAUCCACAAGGGCGCCACACUAAUCCGCUUUUUGGGGGGGGAGAAGAUAUGGAGGAAUUUACUGUAAAGGGUCAGUAUAUUAUUGUGAAAUGAGGUCAGAUGAGGCGAGAUGCUUCCCACAAGAAUGUAAAGAGAAGGCGAUUUUGACUUAUACGGACAUGUCAAAGAGGCUCUCGAGGCUUGAUCAGGGCCCUGCUUUUCCAGCAUCUCACUCCUGAAGACAGCGGGGAAUCAGUUCUGCGCCUCUGGCAUUGAUUUUGAACGGGGGAGAGGCGCGUGUAUUGUAUGUUGUUUCUAGUGUAAACACUGUUUCUAUGCUGACAGAGGUUCAGCCAAGUUACGGCGUUUCAUUUGUGGCGGGCCACUCGUGGCCCUUUUUGUAUCAUUGCAUAUUAUAUAUACAUUUACUCUGUAAAUAUUGUACUUGUUGAUGUGUAAACAACUGUAUGUGCUUAAAAUGAAUAAAAAUCCAAAUCAUCCAA